AAGGCGCGCAGCCGACUGGCUCGUCCGCUGCAUCCACCUCUCCUUCCCCGCCCUCCUCCCGGCAGCCCCAGCCCCGGCGAGCGCCUAGCCAGCCGCCUCCUGCAGGGGCUGGGGAAAGCAUCCCGGCGCCCCAGGCAGGGCAGCCAAAACCAUGGAACCCUCUGCAGGUUGCUGAUCGGGGCCAGGCGGCUGCAGCAGCGACUGCAGAGGCGCUGCGCCAAGCGGGCCAGAGUCGUGCGAGGUGGCGGGACUGCGGAGGGCAAGCAGACUCAGGAUUAUUAGGAGGAGUCAGUGGCAGAAUACAGAAAGUCCUGAACCACAAGCCAACUGGGAAGGUGAUGGUUGACAAGAACAGCCCGGCCUAAUUUAGGGUUCCUGAUUCAGCCCCAGGAACCUUCCAACCUACAGACCCUGCCUAGGAGGGAGGACUGAACAGCAGGGAGGCAGGGGUCUGAGUGUCAGGGACCUGGGAGAACCAGGCUGGCUCACAGAGUAGAAGACUUGGAACUGCGCUGGGGAACAGGAGGCCCUGCUCCUGCUGUCCUCGUGAUCUCUGGCAAGACCUGCACCCUCUCUGGGGCAUAUUCACUCAUCCGGAGGACACCGGGUUGGAUUGAUGAUUUCUCACUGCCCCUGAGGCUUUGAUGAUUGAUUGUGACUUUAAAUCAGGUGGUGGGAGGCUGUGCACCAGUCCCAUUAAAUUCACUGGUAGAGGUGGCUGUGGCCUGAGCCUGGUGCUGGGGUAUUCUGCCGAAGGGUGAGAGGAGAAGCUAUGCCUGGCAGUGGCCCCAGCGAGAGAAUGACGUGGCCCGGCCCAGCACUCCCUGCUGGCCCCCCAACCCGCCCUCUUUCCUCAGCCCCGGGGACACCGUCCAUCCCGCCCCUAACUCGGACCCGCAGCCUCAUGGCCAUGUCCCUGCCAGGGAGCAGACGGGCCUCUGCUGGAUCCCGCAGGCGCACCUCUCCACCCGUGAGCAUGCGGGAUGCCUAUGGCACCUCUUCCCUCAGCAGCAGCAGCAAUUCAGGCUCCUGCAAGGGCAGCGACAGCAGCCCCACACCCAGGCGUUCCAUGAAGUACACGCUGUGCAGUGACAACCACGGCAUCAAGCCACCCACCCCAGAGCAGUACCUGACCCCACUGCAGCAGAAGGAGGUAUGCAUCCGGCACCUGAAGGCACGACUAAAGGAUACACAGGACCGGCUCCAGGACCGGGACACAGAGAUUGAUGACCUGAAGAUGCAGCUGUCACGUAUGCAGGAGGAUUGGAUCGAGGAGGAAUGCCACCGAGUGGAGGCACAGCUAGCCUUGAAGGAAGCCCGCAAGGAGAUCAAACAGCUCAAGCAGGUCAUCGACACUGUCAAAAACAAUCUGAUUGACAAAGACAAGGGGCUGCAGAAAUACUUUGUGGACAUCAACAUCCAGAACAAGAAGCUGGAGACGUUGCUGCACAGCAUGGAGGUGGCCCAGAAUGGCACUGCCAAGGAGGAGAGUACUGGGGAGUCAGCCGGUGGUUCCCCUGCCCGCUCCCUCACCCGCAGCUCCACCUACACCAAGCUGAGUGACCCGGCUGUCUGUGGUGACCGCCAGCCUGGUGAUCCUCCCAGCACCACUGCGGAAGAUGGAGCUGAUAGUGGUUUCGUGGCUGCUGAUGAUACACUGAGCCGGACGGACGCUCUGGAGGCCAGCAGCCUGCUGUCAUCGGGGGUGGACUGUGGCCCUGAGGAGGCCUCACUGCACAGCUCCUUCAGCCUUGGUGCCCGCUUCCCUGCCAGUAACACUUAUGAAAAGCUGCUAUGUGCCACAGAAGCUGGUGUGCAGGCCAGCUGCAUGCAGGAGCGGGCCAUCCAGACAGACUUUGUGCAGUACCAGCCUGACCUGGACACUAUCCUGGAGAGAGUGACCCAGGCCCAUGUCUGUGGGACCAUCCCUGGGGACAGGCACCCAGAGUCAGAUUCCCAGUCCCCAGGGCCCAGAGACCCCAACUCAGCAGUGGUGGUGACAAUGGGUGAUGAGCUCGAGGUCCCGGAGCCCAUCACUCACGGGCCCACUGCAUACCGGCCUGGAGCCAACCCCAACCCUGGCCCAUCAGUGAGUGUGGUGUGCCCCUUGGAGGAGGAGGAGGAGGUAGCUACAGCUGCAGCUACAGCUGAGAAGGAGCCCAAGAGCUACUGGAGUCGCCACUACAUCGUGGAUCUGCUGGCUGUGGUGGUGCCAGCUGUGCCCACAGUGGCCUGGCUCUGCCGCUCCCAGCGUCGCCAGGGUCAGCCCAUCUACAAUAUCAGCUCCCUGCUGCGGGGCUGCUGUACUGUGGCCUUGCACUCCAUCCGCAGGAUCAGCUGCCGCUCGCUAGGCCACUCAGGGCCCAGUUCUUCGGGCAGCAGCUCCCAGCUCUGAUGGGGCCACCCCAUCCGGGCAGCGCUCUGGAAGCCUGACCACUGAUUGUAGGGACGCUGUCUUCCCCUUCCCAUACUCCCACAGGCAUCAUCUUAUUUAUUUAGUUUUGGGUUCAGGACCAUUUUUUCUCCCUGGAUAUUAACAGUGUCUGGCUGAGAGCAGGGACUGGGAAAGGCAUCCCAAAACUUCCCAAGAGAGAAAGUAAGGGAGACCCAGGCAGGGAAGUGCACUGAUUGGACAAACUUCUGAGGCCCCCAACCCAGCCCCUCUGUACACCCAGCCCUUAGAUGGGGUGGGCCCUGCUCAGGAAGUCUCUGGCUGGGUUACCUGGGGACCUCCCCUCCCUGGUCCAUCCUGUCCAGUGUCCCUCCCACUCCAUGUCUUCUCUCCCAAGCCGGCCUGCCCUCCAGACUUCUGAGACAGUAUUAUCUCCUCAGAUGGAGGUAGCUGUGGCCAAAGUGCAGAAAACUGACCCAAGCACUUUGAGCAGCAUCUGGAAUCCCUGGGCCUGGGCUGAAGCUGCUGCUCCCCACUCAGGAUUCAGAAGCACUGUCAAGCCCACAGUGGGAAGAACAACAUGCUAGGCAUGAAAGGCUGAUGGUAGAAUGAGCACUGUGUCUGUCUGUCUUCCCAGUUCCUCCCCAUGAUCCAUUUUCCUCUUGGCUUUUGGGUGUGUCAGAUUGUUCUUCCUUGAGAGAGAGCCAAGCUAUGACCAGCUAGGUGCUGUGGAAGGCAGACUCAUUCAAACCAUGACACUCAUUGGGAAAUACGCCAGCAUAGAGGAGGCAGAGUUGGGAGCUCCAGGGGCCAUGAACCUUCUGCAAUGAGGCCAUCUCAUUGACCAUUCAGAGGCAUGGCUGGACUCAGGAUUCCUUGGCUGCUCUGAGAAGCCACGGGCCAUGGCUGCCCUUGGAAUUUGCCUGCCAUCACUCAAGGGGCCUCCAGUCCAACUUCUGCCUUCCACUGUGGUCAUUUCAGGGCUUGGUUCUCCCCCAUCCCAAGAACCCUGGAAAGUGCUUGCUUGCUUUCUGGGACGAGGGUCCCUAAAUAUACCUGCCUGCCUUUGGGCAGAUAAUUCUGGUGGGAUGACUCAGGAUGGGGUAUGGAAGCCAUAACAUUUGUUCAGGCCAAAGCAAGGUGCCCUGUGAUUUGUUUCCCAGGCAGGGGUGUAGCAGGGCAGGAGGAGCCCUGUGGCCACCUGCUCCCAGCCCAAACCAGGUUACCCUGGGAAGGUUUACUGUUCCUCGACUUCCCUGGGACCACAUCUGAAUCCCCCAGCAAAGCUGCUGAUAUUUUAUUACCAUUAUUAGUUUACAAAGUAAAGUCCUUCCUCUUCCUCCAUGGAGUUACACUCAUCUAGGCAUCCCAUACACUCAUCAGAGGUUAGAUCCCACACUGGGGGAGUUGGUGGGACGGUACGUCUCACAUAUCCUUCUGGCCUAGCGGCCACUCUGGUUCUCUACCAAGAUCACUUUCCCUCUGAUGCUCCAACGGCCACUGCCUGAUUGGUAGGGUCUGCGUCUGCCCUUCCACUCUGUGCCCUCCCCCUGGGGGCACUUGCAUGCACUGGGGGUGGGCGACCAGCCCAGCCAUCUGGGCCAGAGCCCCCUUUACUACACGCUUCGUGCCUCCAAAGCUCCCUGCCUCAGCCAGGGCCUCAGACCAGCCCUCCUUUGUGGAUCAUUCCUGCCCCUGCUGAACUAAACUUGAGUGCCUGGGGCCUGGCUGCAGGUGCCCCACAGGACACUGGGGUCAUGCAGUGGAGUAGGCAGGGGAUCAAAGCAACCCAAAGCCAAGCCAGGACUGGCCACAGACCCAGCCUCCUGUGCCAUGUGCUCAUGGAACUGUGUAGCAUCUCCUUAGAAACAAAGCUUUGCUGAGAAAAUAAAUGUAUGAACUGUAUUUGACAACAAAAUCUAUAUAUUUUUCACCACUGGAAUUUAGUCAAGCUUUGCAACCCUUUUGCUCCUGUCUGUGUCUUGCUAUCUGUGGCCUUCCUAUCAUGUCCUGGUUUCGGUGGGUGUGGACAGGGCUGGGUUUAUCCACUCUAUCUCUGCUGCUGGAGAAGCCACUUGUAAGGGCUGAGCCAUGGAUGGACCCAAAGCCACUGGGGGAGGUGAGGGAGGCCUGACUGCCACCCUCCACUUCUGCUGUGGGCCUAGCUCUGCCUCUGUGGAUCACAGAGGCCUGAACCUAUAGCACUGAGGGGCCUCUUUUUUGUGGGUUCUGAUAGGGCCAUCAGUGGGCCUUCUUUCUUGCCAGUGGAGGAAGCAGCUCACCAUCAGGCCUAAGGCAGCCCCUGGGCUGGUGGCCCUGGCCCAGUUUCUGAGCACACAUGCUCAGUACCGCAUCUAUGCAAAGGGCCAGCACUGCCUGUGCUGCCCCCGUGUGGACAUGCAGUGGGCUGCUGGCUUGACUCCAGGCCUGGCUACUUGGGCACAGAAGCACCUGAGAGGGCAAGGCUGGGCACAGCCAGUGCCUCCUGGAGAGUGCUCUGACUCUGCAGCUCCCCUUUCCUGCUUCCUGCAACCCUUCCCUCCUGCCCUCUGCUUCUGGAACAGAAAUCUUCAGGGUGUCUGCUCCAGCCUCCAGUCACACCGAAUUAGGCCUUGAGGAAUAGUGUCCCCAGGAAACCACCUUCUGGAACUGCUGGUCCCUUUGGAGCCCAGUGGUUAGAAGCAGCUGUUUCUUAGUUCUGGGGCCAGGACCAGAGCAGUGCCACUGUCCCUCUGGUCCAUCCCCAGGCAGGACUUGGGAGCUGGGCCUGGGCUUCUGCAGACAGCUGGCCUUGAGCAGAGUUCAUGACCAAUGUAUCCUGAGAGGAUAACUUAGCUUUUCACUGAACACUCUUCCCACUUGUCACUAGCACAGGGAUAUCUGACAGCAUUUUGGGGUAGGGGGCAGAUCACAAGGUUUCAGGGCAGUGACCUCUGCUGGGGGCCUCUGCCCAGUGAACUCAUAACUCCUUUUCUGAACUAGGGAACACUGCAAAUGGGCCACAGUGCACUCUCAUAUUUGUCCAUCCCCUUGACCAAGAAUUCAGGGGAUGUGGGAAAGAGGGAGGUGGGGAGGGGUCUUGACUCUCGUCUCCUUGUCCUUUUGUUCAGACAGAGUUGUACCUGCAGCACACAGCUCUGAAUUAAAGCAUGAACACACCAUGA
This is a messenger RNA of Cavia porcellus (domestic guinea pig), 5556 nucleotides long. It is a transcript of the gene Snph, whose product is annotated as syntaphilin. The record is from RefSeq and is a predicted model, not a curated record. The transcript has 7 exons. Gene Ontology annotation, cellular component: mitochondrion; cytoplasmic microtubule. Bases 773 to 2395 code for a protein of 540 amino acids. Gene Ontology annotation, biological process: neuron differentiation. Lineage: Eukaryota; Metazoa; Chordata; Mammalia; Rodentia; Caviidae.